Messenger RNA from Dentiscutata heterogama, 4559 nucleotides. The record is from the annotation of a GenBank genome assembly. NCBI's taxonomy places the organism in Eukaryota, Fungi, Glomeromycota, Glomeromycetes, Diversisporales, Gigasporaceae.
AUGAAUGUUCAAUGCAACCCAAAUUUAACUGUGGAUGAUUUUUUUAAACUCUCAUUUGGGCUAACUCCAAUCGAAUUAGACCCAACAGAGUUUGUCACAAAUGAACUUACCAAAGAACUGUUCGUUUCGCUUAUAAAAUCUUCUUUAAAAGAACAAAGUCCGACUGGAAUUUUUCGCAACUUAUUUCCGUAUCUUGUGGAUACUAUUAGCAGGACAAUUCCAAUCACUAGAUUAGUUAACUAUAUUCAGGAAAUUAAUGAAAAUAAUGAGCUUGAUGACGUAUAUAAAAUUCUUCAACGUUUUGAAGAAUUUUGCACGGGUAGAGAUUUCCUUAUAGCAUUUCUUGAUAAGGUUCCCAAAAAUUCUUUUUCAAAAAUUCUCAACGCAUUAGUUGCUGCCAAUAUUCCUAUUCCAAUUUAUCUUUCAAAUAAUACACAUUCUCAAAAAGGCCUCAAAGUUCUUAAUGGAAUGCGUGAUAUUAUUGUUUCACGAAACUAUCAUCUUUUUAUCUCUGUAAACCAAGCAAAUACUGAUUAUUUAAAAAUACCUUUCACGAAACAACUUUAUAAAAAUUACUCAAAUAAUCGCGAAGAUUGCGAAGACUGCUUAGGCAUUUGUAAUCCAAAUUCUAUUGAUAUUUCUUUCCAUGCUGCAUCAGAAAAUCAUUCUCGUCCACCUUUAGCCAUCUCGGAAGUUUAUUAUGAUGAAUCAGGUUCCUCCACUUUUAGUGAUACAGUAAAUAUAUUAUCAAAAUUUGCAUUUUAUAUCGUAAUCCAUGUCUCUAAUAAUGAGUUUGAUGGAAAUGAAUUCAAUGAACAAUUUAUUUCUACCAUCAAUGACAUCUCUGUUGAAUGUUAUGGUGGUUAUAAACGAAAAAUUUUAACUUUAUUUUGGGGAAUCAGGAAUCAGUCUUUUAGCGAACAUAAAGAAAAGAUUGAGAAGUUAUUAUACGAAAAAUUUCCUAAUGAUGAAUUCUGGAUCGAGUUUGUCAUCAAUAAUAAGAAAAAUGCAUUAUUUGAAAAGAUCAAAAAAGAUUCAUUCAACAAGCUUAAAGACACUACAAAUCCGUGGUUAGAUUGGACUUCUAUGGGCUUUUAUAUGAUCUUAAACGAUAAUACCGAAAAUCUUUUAUCAGAAAAUGAUUUUGCAUUAUCGAUGGCAAAACUUAAAUUUACUUAUCAUGCUGAUAUAUUCUAUGCUUCCCAUUGUGAAAAUGAAAUUGAGAAACUACGAGAUAAAACACGUCUCAAGACUCCUGAAGAUUCAGGGAGCUAUAAGACCGAAGGUGAAAUUUAUCGGGAUAUUUGGAGCUUUCAGGAAAAACAAGGAAAUAUCGGUGAAAAAAGUCCAAUCUCAGUUCUUACAUAUUUUGCAAACGUCAUUAAGAAGAAUGACUUUAAAUAUAUGCAACUUGAAGAAGCAUAUAGUGUUUGGAUACGUGAAGGAGAAGCAAUUCAGAUAUUAGAAGGCGUAUCACUUAGAACAUUAAAUUCUGAUUUUCUUUCGUCUGUUUUAAGCCAAAUAAUGUCAAACUCUAAACGACAACUAAUUGUUCUUUCGGUUAUUGGACUCGAAAGUUCUGGAAAAUCUACAUUGUUAAAUUAUUUGUUUCAAUGUGGAUUUUCAACCUCUGCUGGACGAUGUACAAAAGGUGCAUAUAUGUCAUAUCGGCAUACUUUCUAUAAAGAAAAAGAGUUGGACAUUUUAAUAAUAGAUUCUGAAGGAAUGGGAUCUACAGCAGCAAAGUAUAUCUCAAGACGUACAGAUUUUGAUAAAAAAAUGACGCUUCUUGGUCUUAUGUGCUCUCAAAUCCUAAUUGUUAAUACCAAAGGACUUACACGAGAUAUUUCAGAUACUCUGGAGGUUUCUUCAUAUCACCUAGAAGCUUUAAGUAAUAGAAAAUUUAAUAAACCAAGGAUUAGCUUUGUUUUACGAGAUAUGGUAGAUGCUAAAACAGCCCAACAACCAGCAUUUAAAGAUAUUUGUGAAAGUUUAAAAAAGAUGUUUUAUGAAAUUGCGGAUGGUUUUGAUAUGAAUGAUUUUAUGAUCGUAGAAGAACAGGAUGUUCAUUUAUUAGAGAAUGCUUUUACUUGUUUUUUUGAUGAUUUUUACCCCAAAUCUAAUAUAGACAGUGAAAACUUUCAUUAUCCCUCCGAAACUUUUCCGUUAAAAAUCUCAAAACUUCGUAAAGAAUUACUCGAUGCUGCAUUAAUUCCAAGUGAAAAUCACGAAUCCCAAAUAUUCAAAAACGUCCAUGGAUUUAUCAUAUACAUGCAGACAAUUUGGAAAGAAAUUGAUGUCCGUGGCAAUUUUCUUCAUUUUAAAGAUUCUAAAAUGAUACAACAGUGGAGUGCAAUGAAAAGACUGGUUUGCGGUUACUUUGAAACUACAAUAAAGUCAUAUAAAGAAAAUGGAUUAAAAUUGAUAGAAGAACAAACAAGUAAAGAACAAUGGAAUGAAAAUAAUGAUAAAGACUUUGAAAAUUAUCUUACUCAAGAAACAGAAAUGCGAUGUGCUGAAGUGAUUACUAAUUUUAAAGAAAAAAUUUUUAAUCAAUAUGAUGCACAAAUAAUCGAUGAAGGCGAAACCUAUAUAAAAUCAGCAUUUGCUGCCGAAAAACUAGAUCUUAAAGCAAUAUAUGAAAAAAGACAACGGCAAUCUAAAGAAUCUUGGCUAAUAAAAUUAGCACAAAAGCGAAUUGGUGAUAAAGUUGGAAAAAUUCUUAGAGAACAUGAAGAUAAAACACCUGAUGAGUUUAAAACAGUUUUUUCUGAGUCAAAACGUAAAGAAUUAUUUAAUGAAGAAUGGGAAAGGGUAGAAAAAGAUAUGGAAAAUUUUAUGUGCGCAAUGACAAAGGAGGUAAAAGAGCUAGAACAACAUGUAGUCAACUCUUUUAAUCAGGCUAUAGAAGAUGGACGCGCUACAAGUGACAAUAAGAGCAAUUCAGAGAGAAGAUUAAAUUACAGAAUAUUUUGGAAUAAAGUCACAACGCCGGCAACUUUAAACAAAAUACUUUUAGAUAAUAUCGAUGAGCAAAUUAUUCGUAGUAUUAGAAUAUCUAAAAAAAGUUCCCUUUAUAAACUUAAUGCGUUUACUGCAAAUAAGAUAGAAGAGAAAACCUUUAAGAAUACAGUUAUAAAUAGGAUUAAAAAUGAACUUGAAGACACUUGUAAACAAACAUAUGAUGAUAUUCUGUUUCGAAAUGCUCUUGCAAUUAAAUUUAAUCAAGCUUUAGAUUGGCUUAAAGUAUUGUGCAAUAAUAUUCUUAUCGUGCAAAAUGAUCUUAAUCGCCAAAUUCAUUUCGAGGUUACAAUUGAAGAUUUUGACAUAAUGGCGCAAUAUUUACGCUUCAAAGUUUUUACUGCAUUAAAAGAUAGUACUGCGAAAUGGAAAGCUUCACAACAAAAUAAUCUCAAUGAUCUUCAUGAAAAUUUAUUAAAAUAUUUUAAUGAUAUACUAAGUAAUUCCUCUUAUGAAAAUAUUUCCGCCCAUUUUAUCAAAUAUGUUGCUAAAGCAGUCGAAAAACAACUGGUUAUCCAAGAACAAUAUAUAUUAGAAGCGUUAGAGAUGCAUUUGAAGGAGAAUUGGAUGAGCGAAAUUAGAAACCCUACACGAUAUGCUUAUGAACAGAGCUUUGGUAAAUAUGAUGUUGAAAAAACUCGUAAAUAUAUUCGUGAUCCAACUUCAUUUAUGAAAGAAUUAUUUGAAAUUGAUAUGGAAAUUGUUAAAGGCAUAAAAGUUGAAGAAAGAUUAGAAAAAAUAGAAAAGGAUAUUAAAGAUGCUUUAGAAAAACUUGGUGAAAUAAUAUUAACUUGUCAGCAAAAUUUUUCAGAGGCAGAUAAGAAUUUACCCCUUGAAAAAAUUAUCUUGAAUAAAGAAAUGGUCAAAAAUGAGACUAAAGAUAUGAAAUUGAAUCAGCGUAUAUUUGUAUCUUCAAAUGAGACUAUAUGCCCAGAAAAUUUAAUAGAGGAUGCAAUACGUGUUCUUGGAAAAUGUAUUAUUAGCUAUCCUCAAGAUUUUUUUAUUACAUUAAAAGAGGAAUACAAUGAAUAUGUGCAAGAAUUUAACAAACUAUGGAAAACUCAGUAUGCAGAUUCUCUCAAAAAAAAAUCAAUUAAUCGUAUAGAUAGUUCUAAGGCAUCGUAUUGGAAUAAAGUUAAUGGAUGUCGAUAUAGAUGUCCAUAUUGUGGGUCAAAAUGCGAAUUAGAAGAACAUGAACCCAAUACAAAUCACAGAGCAUCAUUUCACUUUAUGACUAGUUUUGGUGGCGUUCAUGGAAUUAAAACACGAAAUGCAAAUUUAACAAUAUGUGAUGAGCCUAAUCAUUUUAAUCAAAAUUAUCAUGAGGAAGAUAAUGAAAUUGGGAUUCCAUUUGAAAAACAUAUAAAAAAGUAUCAUCCAGAGUGGUGGCCACUUUUAGAACGAAAACAGCCUGACGAUGAUCAAAUAAAACAAGUUAGAGCAAUGUGGAUUCAUUUAAAGGAUGAAAUAUGUAGUAAAUUUGACAUAGUAGACGUGACCCCUGAAAGUUGGUACCGAGAUUAUAAAUAUCUUGCCAA